Molecule: messenger RNA, 4536 nt
Organism: Oncorhynchus nerka (sockeye salmon)
Lineage: Eukaryota; Metazoa; Chordata; Actinopteri; Salmoniformes; Salmonidae
Gene: kctd13
Product: potassium channel tetramerization domain containing 13
Exons: 7
Coding region: 2252-3232 (326 amino acids)
Biological process (GO): negative regulation of Rho protein signal transduction; protein homooligomerization; protein ubiquitination
Cellular component (GO): Cul3-RING ubiquitin ligase complex
Molecular function (GO): protein binding; ubiquitin-protein transferase activity
Source: RefSeq, a predicted model, not a curated record
UAUAAUUUCCACCUGUUGUCUAUUCCAUUUGCACAACAGCAUGUGAAAUUUAUUGUCAAUCAGUGUUGCUUCCUAAGUGGACAGUUUGAUUUCACAGAAGUGUGAUUGACUUGGAGUUACAUUGUGUUAAGUGUGCACAACUGAGCAAGAUGACAAGUACAUUAGUGUCUGGUUUUGAGAAACAGACGUCUCGCAAGUCUUCAACUAGCAGCUUCAUUAAAUAGUACCCGCAAAACACCACACUCAACAUCAACAGUGAAGAGGCGACUCUGGGAUGCUGACCUUCUAGGCAGAGUUGCAAAGAAAAGCCAUAUCUCAGACUGGCCAAUAAAAAUAAAAGAUUUAAGAUCGGCAAAAGAAUACACACUUGACAGAAAUAUGGCUUUUUCUUUGCAACUCUGCCUAGAAGGCCAGCAUCCCGCAGUACGUGAACAAUGGUAGACAUCUUGAAGCAUGUCGGGACAACAGAGAUUGAGUAUGUCCGUAAACACUCCAGUCUGCUGGUCUGCGCAUGCUCUGAGGCCGCGGCUAGGGGUGCCAUCUGGACCGGCAGCCUUGCGAGGGUUAGCACACUUAAAUGUCUUACUCCAGUCAGCCACGGAGGAGAGCCCACAGUUCUUGGUAACGGGCAACGUCUGUGGCUGUGUUAUCCUCAAUGCGAGCGAAGGUGUUUAGCUUGUGCGGAAGCAAGAUGUCGGUAUCCGUGACGUGGCUGGUUUUGUAGUCCGUGAUUGUCCGUAGACCCUGCCACAUACGUCUCGUGUCUGUGCCGUUGAAUUGCGACUCCACUUUGUCUCUAUACUGACCGUUUGCCUGUUUGAUUGCCUUACGGCGGGAAUAACUACACUGUUUGUAUUCGGUCACAUUCCCAGUCACCUUGCCAUGGUUAAAUGCAAUGGUUUGCUCUUUCAGUUUGCGAAAACAGUCUACUUUCUCUUUUGCAGCUCAAGCAGUUAUUCUAGGCAAGGCUAUUCUGUGUCAAGUCAUUUGCUCAAGGCCCAAGCCUAUACUUCGCCAUCUACUGGUAUCACGUUAUUAUGGAAUGCAGUUCUAAAACAAGCUUUGGACAUUUUAUUUUGGAAAUGAAACUGGAUGCUCUAAAGCAACUUUAACUUCUGGGGGGCAGUAUUGAGUAGCUUGGAUAAAAAGGUGCCCAGAUUAAACUGCCUGCUACUCAUGCCUAAAAGCUAGAAAAUGCAUAUAAUUAGUAGAUUUGGAUAGAAAACACUCUGAAGUUUCUGAAAAGGGUUAACUGAUGUCUGUGACUAUAACGGAACUCAUAUGGCAGGCCAAAACCAGAGGAAAAAAUCCAAACAGGAAGUGUGAAAUCUGAGGUUUGUAGUUCUACUCAUUCCCUAUCAAACAGUGUCUAUGGGGUCAUAUUGCACUUCCUAAGGCUUCCACUAGAUGUCAACAGUCUUUAGAACCUUGUUUGAUGUGUCUACUGUGAAGAGAGGGGAAUGAGUCAGUCUGGCAGAGUGCCAUUAGCUGACCACGUGCAUUCGCGUGAUAGUUGGCUUGCGUUCCAUUGCAAUUUUACAGACAAGGGAAUUCUCCAGUUGGAACAUUAUUGAAGAUUUAUGAUUAAAAAAACAUCCUAAAGAUUGAUUCUAUACUUCGUUUGACAUGUUUCUACGAACUGUAAUAACUUUUGGUCUGGACUUUUGCAUGGACUUGCCUGCGCGUCGUGAUUUUGGAUUGUGUACUAAACGCGUGAACAAAAGGAGGUAUUUGGACAUAAAUAAGGGACUUUAUCGAACAAAUCAAACAUUUAUUGUGGAACUGGGAUUCCUGGGAGUGUAUUCUGAUGAAGAUCAUCAAAGGUAAGUGAAUAUUUAUAAUGCUAUUUCUGACUUCUGUUGACUGCACAGCAUGGUGGUUAUCUGUUUGGCUGUUUUGUUGUCUGAGCACUGUACUCAGAUUUAUUGCAUGGUGUGCUUUUUCGGUAAAGCUUUUUUGAAAUCUUUCACAGCGGUUGCAUUAAGGAGAAGUUUUAUCUAAAGUUCCAUGUAUAAGACUUGUAUUUUCAUCAACAUUUAUGAUGAGUAUUUCUAUAAAUUGAUGUGGCUCUCUGCAAAAUCACCGGAUGUUUUGGAAUUACUGAACAUAACAUGCCAAUUUUUGGAUAUAAAUAUGAACUUUAUCGAACAAAACACCGAACAAAACAUACAUGCAUUGUGUAACAUGAAGUCCUAUGAGGGUCAUCUGAUGAAGAUCAUCAAAGAAACUUCUGUAACUGCAAGCACGCCUGAUGUCUGCCGAGGCUUCCGCAGGGAGUGUGGCAGCUGCCUCCAUCCUCGCCACCCAGGCCUCUGGCCAUUGCAGCGAGGAGAAGGGGGUUGGAGGUGGUCUGGCGGGGAGUAAAUAUGUGAAGCUGAAUGUUGGGGGCUCCCUGCAUUACACCACAGUACAGACCCUGAGCAAAGAGGACAGCUUACUGAGGAGCAUGUGCAAUGGAGGAGCAGAGGUCACCAUAGAUUCGGAGGGCUGGGUAGUGUUGGACAGGUGUGGUCGCCAUUUUGGCUUGGUGCUGAACUUUAUGCGGGACGGCUCGGUACCGCUUCCGGAGUCCCACCGAGAGCUGGAGGAAGUUCUGAAGGAGGCUCAGUACUACAGGGUCCAGGGACUAGUCCAGCACUGCACUUCUGCCAUGCAGAAACAAAGGGAUGUCUAUGAGGGGGUUUGCCGCAUUCCCAUGAUUACCUCAACCAAAGAAGAACAGAGAAUGAUAAACACCUGCAGGAAGCCUGUAGUAAAACUACAGAACAACAGAGGGAACAACAAGUAUUCGUACACCAGUAACUCUGACGACAACCUGCUGAAAAACAUUGAGCUGUUUGAUAAACUGGGGCUGCGCUUCAACGGGCGUGUCCUGUUUGUCAAGGACGUGCUCGGGGACGAGAUCUGCUGCUGGUCCUUCUACGGUGAGGGCCGCAAGAUCGCUGAGGUGUGCUGCACAUCCAUUGUCUACGCCACUGAGAAGAAACAGACCAAGGUGGAGUUUCCUGAAGCCCGCAUCUUUGAGGAGACCCUCAACAUCCUUAUCUAUGAGAAUGGGCGUGGUUCUGGCCCGGGAGGCGUGGCCCUUUUGGAGUCCUCAUCGCCUGGGGCCAGCCAAUCAGAGGAGGAGGGGGCCAGCGCAGGGGACCGAAGGGUGAGGAGGAUCCACGUGAGGAGGCAUAUCAUGCACGACGAGAGAGGACACGGCCAACAGACUGUGUAUAAGGACUGAGAAAAAAGAGUGAACUGUGGGGAUAAGGAGAGGAUAAAGAGAGGGAGUUAGCGGCAGGGUAAAUAUACAGGUUGUUUGGCGGCAGGGUUUUGCAUGGAGAGGUUAGGGCGGAUGUUUAGUAGGGGGAGUGGUACAGGUUCUUAUAUAAGGAAGCAGAUGUGGGACUUCAAGAUGCUUAUUAUCAAGGACUGAGAUAUUUAUUAUUUUUUGGUGCCCGAUUGGGGAAAACAACCCCUAACCCAAAAGGUGGGACUAAUACACUAAUGAAUGUGCACAAUUAUGGGAGAAAGGUAGAGAGAAUUGGACCACAGCAUAGGUCUGCAAAUACCUAGGGGCUAGAUUGGGCUAUCUCCCGACCAGGUUUGGGUGGUGGUGAUGUGACUGGAAGAUGGAGGGGUUCGCUGGUUCAAGUAAGGUACUUUUAACUGCACUAAAAGGGAACCGGGAUGGUGGAGUGAGGUAGUGGUAGUAGGUUAGAGACAAUGAGACUGCUGAGCAUUGCUGGAUGUUUAUUCCUUUUGAUUUGAUUACUGUUGUAUGUAUUUGUCUCUAUUUAUUAUUAUUUGGGUAAUUUGUCCUUUUAUAUAACUUUAAAUACAUUAUUUAUUAUUUAUUCGGUAUAGAUGUUGGUGGGAAUUGUAUGUGUUGAGGGUGCUGAUCUGAUUUGAUAUUUUGACCAGUUUAUGCACUGAUCACUUUCCUAACCGACACUUGAUGCCAUGCUCAUCCAUGGUCAUGUUUAACUGCCAUGUUUAACUGCCAUGUGAGUUCAUGUGUACACAUUGACUUGCUAAAUCAUGUUUUAAUAUUUUUUUGUCCAUGAUGCUACCGUGCCUAAUUGAAACAGGAUUUCAUGUUGUCUGAUGGUGAAAUCAGGCUUUAUUUGGCUCUCUAAAAAUCAUGUUUAAGUCUUUGUAUUCAAUUUGGUACAUAUUCCUUCCUCGCACAAUAAAAAAAUAACAGGUGAGAUGAAGGAAGUGAUCUGAACCCGGGAAGUGUAUGUCCCAGGGGUUAUUGGACACUUGUUAACCCAUAGACUCAUGUAAUCUGGCAGGUAAAUCUCACAUCCUAAUCCUAUAAAAAAAAAAAGUUUGGGGCAGUCCUGGAAUAAAACGCAUUUGCAAAGAAUGUUUUUUAAUCCAGGACUAGGGGCUUAAUCUGAUUCAAGAAAACCGUCCCAUAGUGUCUGCCAAGAUGCGCAAACAAUUUUUCCCCCCGUCAAAUGUUAUUUGUUAUAUUGUAACUAUCUUGGGUUUUAGAUAUUUUAUGGACCAUCAACAUUCUCAAUAAAAAUCUGAACCCUG